Messenger RNA from Exophiala spinifera, 384 nucleotides. RefSeq lists its product as uncharacterized. The coding region runs from base 1 to 384 and encodes 127 amino acids. The record is from RefSeq and is a predicted model, not a curated record. NCBI's taxonomy places the organism in Eukaryota, Fungi, Ascomycota, Eurotiomycetes, Chaetothyriales, Herpotrichiellaceae. The transcript is spliced from 2 exons.
AUGACGUCGUACCUGGACGAAGACGACGUUUCAAUAGUAUUUGCCGCAAUCAUCUGUACAAGAUAUUUGUCGACUUUGACAGGCCGGUAUGAAUACUUUGCCAUCAAGCAUCGGGUGCAAGAGUCUCGCCUGAGAAGGAUCGAAACGUUGAAUCAAGGGUUACGGCGCUACGAGCGACGAGGCUACGAGGCUACGAGGCUGACCCAUGCAUCCUACGGCCCGACGUCCCGGGUUCUCGCUCAGCACAGCUUCAACGUUGUUCAGUCUGCAACAUUUACAUUCGUUCAGACUGCGCUUCGCAUCAAACCGAAAACUAAGAGCAACGGGGCCGAGGUUCCUGAAAUGAAAGACAUAAUACUUCCUGCAUCACAGAUUCAUAGAUAG